Molecule: messenger RNA, 3249 nt
Organism: Lynx canadensis (Canada lynx)
Lineage: Eukaryota; Metazoa; Chordata; Mammalia; Carnivora; Felidae
Gene: ZNF671
Product: zinc finger protein 671
Exons: 3
Coding region: 387-1856 (489 amino acids)
Biological process (GO): negative regulation of transcription by RNA polymerase II
Molecular function (GO): DNA-binding transcription repressor activity, RNA polymerase II-specific
Source: RefSeq, a predicted model, not a curated record
UUUCCUUUGGCAAUUGGGGCCACUUGAGGUUUGUUGCAAGAUGGGAUCCCGAAUGUACUGCCAAGCGUUCUCUCUGUGCUAGUUGCAGGGCAACAUGUGAGGAGUCUGGUGUGGGCAAGAAGAGUGGUGCUAGGUGACUGAAGGUGUGUGUGGGGGUGUGGUCUGAGAAGUGACGUGCACGAGAGGGGAGAGUGUCAACUGAUGGUCCUGCAGCCCUGCUACUGGGGGCUUCCGUGAGAGCAGUGAGUCUAGGUUUAUGUCUAGGAGGCAUGAUUUAGGGUGCCCCAGAGGAACUGGCAGGCACAUGGGGAUGUGGCUGAGCCUGACAUUGUUGUGGGUAGAGUGGGGAUACUCAGUCAAGAGGCUUUUCCUGGACCCUGCUGGCCAUGUCAUUGCAGGGCUGUGUGAUCUCUGAGGACGUGUUUGUGUACUUCUCGUGGGAAGAAUGGAUGCUCCUUGAUGAUUCUCAGAGACUUUUAUAUCAGGAUGUGAUGCUCGAGAACUUUGCACUUUUAGCCUCACUGGGAAUUGCACCCUCCACAUCACGCUUAGUCGCACAACCAAAGCCAAGGGAAGAUCCCUGGGUGCCUGACCAGGUGGAUGUGACCCCAGCCACAGAAAGAGAGGCUCCGAAGGGACCUGGACCUGGUUGUUGGUGCGCAGUGGAGGAUAAUGAUACAUCCUCUGUCUCCUCAGAAGGAGUGUCACGGGUCAGGACUCCUGAGGCAGGUGUGAAGACCCGCCCGUGUGACAGCUCUGGCUCAGUGUUGAAAGAAAUCUUAUACCUGACUGAACGCCAGCAGGGAGAGGCCAGGCCGAAGCCGCCCGCACGGGGGGCACGUUGGAAGCAAUGGUGGCUCAGUGCCAGCCUCCAUCAGCACCAGAAGCAGCCCACUGGAGAGAGGCCCUUCCGAAGAGGUGAGGGCAGGGCCUCCGUGAAAAGCUGCAGACCCUACGUGCCAGAGAAGACCUCCAUGUGCACGGAGGGUAGGAUGGACUUGCCAGCCCCCUCUGGCCUUCCUCAGCACCAAGUCCCCUGCAUGCCUUCGAAGGCCUACAAGAGCACCGGGCUUGGCGGAGCCCUUCACACUGGACAGAGGCAUCACAGGUGCACUGAAUGUGGGAAAGCGUUCACCCGCAAAGACGCGCUUACGCGGCACCAGAGAAUCCAUAGUGGAGAAAGGCCUUAUGAGUGCAGCCAGUGUGGGAAACUCUUUAGCCAAAGCUGUGACCUUUUCAAACACGAGACCAUACACACUGGAGAAAGGCCGUAUGAGUGCCGCGAAUGUGGGAAAUUUUUUAGACAGAUCUCUGGCCUCAUUGAACAUAGGCGAGUUCACACUGGCGAAAGACUCUAUCAGUGCAGCAAUUGUGGAAAAUUCUUCAGUAGUAAGUCUAACCUCAUUAGACACCAAGAAGUUCACACAGGAGCAAGGCCUUAUGUAUGCAGCACAUGCGGGAAAGAGUUCAGCCGCAAACACACGCUCCUUCUGCACCAGAGAACUCACACUGGAGAGAGACCUUACGAGUGCAGUGAGUGUGGGAAGGCCUUUAGCCAGAGCUCUCACCUUAACGUGCACUGGAGAAUUCACAGCAGUGAUUAUGAGUGCAGCAGAUGUGGGAAAGCCUUUAGCUGCAUCUCUAAACUCGUUCAGCACCAGAAAGUUCACUCUGGAGAAAAUCCUUACGAGUGCAGCAGGUGUGGGAAAGCCUUCACCCAGAGGCCGAAUCUGAUCCGGCACUGGAAAGUUCACAGUGGAGAGCGGCCUUAUGUGUGCGGCAGAUGUGGGAAAGAGUUUAACCGCAAACACACGCUUGUUCUCCAUCAGAAGAUUCACACAGGAGAGAAGCCUUAAUACUGCAGCAAAUGUGGGAGAUCCUUUAGUCAAUGCCCCAACUUAUAGUUCAUUUGAGAAUUCCCAGCAGGGAUCGUGUGUGCAUCGGACAUGGGACAGCCUUCACCCAAAGACUAAACCGUUUUCAGCACGGGAAAGUCUACCCUGGACAAAGGCCUCAGCUGUACAGCGAAUGUGCUGUCUCCUCAUUCAGCCUGACCGUUCUCCCCAGAGUGAAGCUCUGAGAGUAGGCUUUGUGAGGGAGCCAUCAUUCACAAGUCGUAGCUCACACUUGUGCACAUCUACGCUGGGGAGAUUCCUUGGGAGCGCCUGGUAUGUGAGGUGCGUUCGGGAGCUGUGUUGCACAUUGUAAACUGCUGAGUCCCUUUGCCAGUGGCAAAGCCGCCCUACCGUUACCAUCGGGCAAAGCUCCGCCGUGUGUGUCUGUCACUUCAGCAUGCUCAGGCAGGCGGACCUCUGUGCUGUCUCCACAGUCCCUUGCAGUCAUGUUUGGCCUCCACGGACCAUCAGGGGCCUCAUUUCCUUCCUUUUGUCUGGGUUAGGUGUGGAAAGAGUUGGCUCACGAGAUGGGUUUUCCAGGAAGCUUGCAAAGGUUUGUCUUCAUGGACUUUUUGGUCUCGUGUCAUGCUCUCUGUGGAUGUCUACGGUCUCACGUCAUCCAGCCCUGGAACGGCAUGCCUCUCGUUGCUCAUGUUUGUACAAUAAUAAAAUGCUUGUUCUUUCAGCCAUUUUUAAUCUUGAGGGUUCUGUUCAUUGUGUGGGGUGUGUUGAGGACACAGUUGUGUUCUACCAACAUGAAAGGAUCAAGUUUAUGGGAGCCCCCAGUUUUCCAUGUCUCAGAGAGGACAGUGUGAUGGCAGAGAAAAGCUCUCAUUCCAGGUUUGGCCUAAUUUGUGCUGCUGCCCGAGGUCUUCUGGGAAAGACUUACGGGCUUUGUGGGACCUGUCAUGUGGCCCGGGUCCGUAAGUAACUGUGGAGAGGGAGUUGUGACAACCUCCAGUGCAUCUGGAAGCAGAUUGAGUUUGGUCCCUGGUUCCUAUGGAAUGUCUCAUGUCCCCAGGCACUAUGAAGAGGAAACUGGCCUCUGGUACCUGACAAGGAGCCUGAGUCAGAAUUCGGUAGGUAGAUGUCACUGGCUGGAAGAGCUACAGGAGCCAGGCAGGAACUAUAAUGGAUACGGGAACAAAGUGUAAUUAACGUGGGGUUAGAGAGAUUGCAGCACGCUAGAAGGGAUGCCCCGCAAGAGGUACCUGCUUGGAUAUUCCCCAACUAUGGCUGAACAGAAUGAGAAGGUGCAGACAUUUUCAGGACCUCCAGAGCUGCCUCCUGUGGCCAAGACCACUUGCAGGACAAAUAAUCUAAGUAUUUUGUGGAUUUCCUUAGACUCUGGAUG